UACUUUUCGCAAGAGCCUGCCAUGGCGCUUAUUGUACUCACAUGACGGCCGGCUCUGUGGCGCUCAGAUGUGCAGCCGUGUGGGUUCUGUGAUAGAGGUCACCCCAGUGCUCCAGGGCUAUUAUGCAGCUCCGCGCCUGAAGAGCGGGCGCCGGAUGGGCAUUGCAGUGGUCCACGAUGUCCUGGGCUUUGCAGAUCCCAAUUGCAGGCACCUCGUGGACCACUGGGCAUCCAGAGGAUUUGAAGCCCUGAUGCCGGAUUGCUUCGAAAAGGAGGCUGAGCCUCCAGGCUUGCCUGACGAUGAUGAUGAGGCGUUUCAGAAGUGGCUUGCGAACAUCUCCAACGAGAAGUUUCGGGAGAAUUGCCUUUUGAAGGUCCUUGAUUGUAUUCCUAUCCUGAAGGAGCAGGGAUGUAUCAGAUUUGGCAUCAUUGGUCUCGGCUGGGGUGGUCUGAUUGCCGAGCACGUAGCCCGCAGCGGCGAGUUUGGUGCAGCAGUCUCUGUGAAUGGCUGGGAGCACUCAGCAGCUACGUACACAUUGACACAUGAAGCAGCCCCCGACCUUGCGAUGCUCUACAUGGUUUCUGAAGACAACGAGUGUCCCUGGCUGUUGCGACUAUUGAAAGGCUUAUGGGACAGAAUAGAUUGCUGA
Messenger RNA from Cladocopium goreaui, 649 nucleotides. Lineage: Eukaryota; Dinophyceae; Suessiales; Symbiodiniaceae. The record is from the annotation of a GenBank genome assembly.